AUGGUCAGCGAGGAACCACUGACCGAGUCGGAGGUUCUGGUCUGUAUCCAAAAGACGAAAAAUGGAAGAUCUAGUGAAGACGAAGGAAUUAACGCACAAAUGCUGGGAUGUCUUCCCUUGUCUGAGAUUUGUGAACUAGAGAAGAUCAUCUGUUCUAUAUGGACCGACGAAAGGAUACCUGACUCGUGGAGAAACACCAUCACAAUUCAGUUCACGAAAAGCUAUCUCUCAAAAACACGGAUCCCAGAAACUAUCGAGGAAUCUCACCGCAUAUGUAUAAGGUUUUGGAGCGAUCGAGGACCGGCUAAUCAAGCAUCGCUAAGAAACAACGCUCAACAAGCAAGUUCUCCUUUGUCCUGGUCGAUCUUCGAUUGA
Necator americanus (New World hookworm) is the source of this 375-nucleotide messenger RNA. RefSeq lists its product as uncharacterized. NCBI's taxonomy places the organism in Eukaryota, Metazoa, Nematoda, Chromadorea, Rhabditida, Ancylostomatidae. The record is from RefSeq and is a predicted model, not a curated record. Bases 1 to 375 code for a protein of 124 amino acids. The transcript has a single exon.